Molecule: messenger RNA, 2023 nt
Organism: Anopheles maculipalpis
Lineage: Eukaryota; Metazoa; Arthropoda; Insecta; Diptera; Culicidae
Gene: Rlip
Product: ralA-binding protein 1
Exons: 5
Coding region: 56-2023 (655 amino acids)
Biological process (GO): small GTPase-mediated signal transduction
Molecular function (GO): GTPase activator activity; small GTPase binding
Source: RefSeq, a predicted model, not a curated record
AAAGUAAACAACAACAAAUCGUGCAAUCACGAUCAAUUUUUGGUGAAAAUUUGGGAUGGAUUUCGAUAGUCCUGACUGCGUGGAAAAGGAUUUUCCCGGCCUUUACGGUUCCGAUGCGAGUGGAAAAAGCAAAAAAGAUGACAAAGAUUUUAGUGACGCUGAUCCGGAAAAGGUCAGCAAAAAGGAACUGCUAAUAGGCCGCCGAAAGGAUAAGAAGGAAAAGAAAACGGCUUACGCCACCUUGGAGGGUGAAAGCUCACCGGAAGAGGAGCUAGAAACAAAGAGCCCUUCGAAGACGAAAAAGUCUAAAACGUUCAAGUUCCCGACCAAGAGCAAGGAAAAGAGGGAAAAAUCGCGCGAGAAGGAUAAGGAAAAACCGGAAUCAUCGAAACAGGAGGAAAGCAUUAAAGCUCCCGAAAAGGUAGAGAAGGAAAAGGAUAAGAAAAAAGAUAAGGAAAAAAAGGAAAAAGAAAAAAAGGAUAAAUCGAAGGACAAAAAGGAUAAAAAGCUGAAGCAGGGAAGCGUCAGCGAGGAGGUAUUGGAGCUGGGCGAUGCGCAACCCAUCUUUGGCGUGUCGCUUGGAUUGGCUACCGAGCGUAGCCGUUGCCACGACGGUGUGAAUCUGCCGCUGGUUGUACGUGACUGUAUCGAUUAUCUGCAGGAGCACGGCCUACAGAGCGAACAGAUCUAUAAGGUAGAGGCUGUGAAGACAAAGCUGCAGCAGCUAAAGCGAACGUACAACAACCGGGAAGGAUCGUGUAUCGGUGAGAUGGACGUACCGAUUGCCUGUGGAUUGUUGAAGAUGUUUUUGCGUGAGCUACCGGAACCGAUACUUACCACAGAUCUGUCGUCACGAUUCGAAGAGGUCGCUUCACACUCGCAGGUCUCACAGCAGGAACAGGAGCUGGUGUGCUUGGUCGAACAGUUGCCCAGCUGUAAUAGGACGCUACUUUCGUGGAUGUUUAUGCAUGUGGACGCGGUCACACAGAACGAAGAUUUUACCAAAAUGAAUGCGCAGAACAUUGCGAUGCUGCUCAGCCCAACGCUUCAGAUGUCACACCGCUUGUUUGUGGCGAUACUGUGCCACUGCAGUACGCUCUUCGCCGACACAAGCUUGUAUAAAUAUAUUCCACCGAUCACUGCAUCAAGUCCAAAUUUACCGGAAACGCCGGACGAAAUAUCGCUCGAGCUUCGGAAACAGGAAAGCCUGCUGGCCCAAAUUCAUGCCGAAAUGAAUGCCGGCUUUGUUACGAAGAAACGCGAAGAGCAGCUAUGGGAAGUGCAACGCAUCAUUACACAACUGAAGCGUAAAUUGCGAUCAUUUGAGAAAAAGUCCGAUUGCGUACAGAAAAGCCUCGACGAUACGGUGGAUGGUGACAUUUCGAUCGAUUUAAAUAUACAAAAAUCGAAACUUUCCUGCUCGGACGAUGAAUCUUCCAUUAAAACCGUAACGGCUCUCUCAACCGAAUCAGCCACCAAUACGGAAGCCAAAAACACACCACAAGAAACAUCGGACGAAACGGGCCCAGCGGAAAGGAAAGCUUCCAUUACGGAAUCGCCCCCGAAUACGACCGCAGUGAAACAGGAUGCAAGUAUGCAUCAAACGGCACCGGAAGUGCCGGCACCUCCUUCGAUAAGCGAUAAGGUAACCGUUACGGAUAAUGGAUUUUUGCUACUGCCCCAAAACCAUCCGGAGUAUCUUACGCUGAUACGGUUGCAGCUUGAAAAUCAGGAGCUGGUUAACUGGAAAGCUCAACUGCAGUCGCGCAUUCAAACGGAAAGAAGUGAAAUAGUGAAGAUGAAGAAACUACUGGUAGCCGAUGGUGCGAUGAAUGUGUCCGCCGGUCCCGAAACAGCUCCGGUAACGGCAAGCGAAGAGUACGAAAAAUUGAUGGCUCAUUACGUGAAGGAAAAUGCACUGCUCGAACAGAAGCGCCAGAUGCUAGCGAAGGAAAUAUUCGAGGAAAACAAAAAUCUGAUACAAAUGCAGGUGGAAUUGGCACUGAAUCGAUACCGGAUAUAA